CUAUGUUUUCAUUAAAAAUGUAUCCUGUGUCCUUACACUUGAUGUGCUACUGCCACCCAGUGGUGACUGGGAAAACUUCCAUACAUACAUACAUAAUAAAACCUUUGAGCUAUUGGGUUCAAAAUUUUCAGAAAACAAGUUAUAGCGUUUAUGAUUUAAAUUGUGGUUUGUUUGAAAACACAUGGCUAAAAUAAGCUCUGUUAACGAAAAAGAGUUUCAACAUUCUGUCAGUCGUCCAUUUGAAAGCAAUGUCUUGUGGUAAAGAGAAUAAGAAAACUAACAGUGAUUCUAAAUGCUUUUCUUUUAUCAUUUCAACUUGUGCUGAUUUUUUAAUUGAGCUAAAUGGAAUUCAGUCACCAUUCGUUUUGCCAGUUACACCCAUGGCCCAAAGCAGGUUUUGAGAAACACGUAAGUCCUAAAACUUAGCUUAUAGGGAGGGGGUUUCAUGGGUAAGUCCCCCCUGAAAACUUUUUUAAAUUCCUGAUCUAAAUUUGGGACAUUAGAGGAAUGUAGGUUGCAGAAAACUGCUGUCCCUUUUGUAUUUAUACCAUUGCAAGCCCCUGCAGCCUCUCACACUCCAUUUACCAGGUGACGUCAGUUUAGUCACUGAGAGUUCAGGGCUUAAGGCCUCAGGGGGCACAUUUGGAUUGUGCCGCUGACUUAACCCGCUUCCCCUUUCUAACCACAUGUAACGCUGUUUUGUGUUCAUCAUGGAAGACAUUCGGUACAAAUGGUUCCAUCCGAUUACCCAAACAAAUAUUUACUCGUAAAGUGCUCGACGACACUAAGAUAGACAUUUAUAUUGUCAUACAGACAUUAAAGGCAGGGUUGGUAAUCUUCUUCAACAAUAUUUUUGAUAUUUUGGGGGAAAUUCUCAUCACAUCCUGACAGUAAUCAAUGAAUCAAGAUUACCAACCCUAGCGUUAACAACUUUAAAGGUCACAUUGUAUUUAGGAUCAAAUGUACCCCUGUCUAGUCUAGCAAAUGGUAGAUGUUUCCAUUUGAUUGUGAAGUCUUAUACUUAUUUUACAACACACACACACACACACACACACACACACACUUAUUUAUUACAAAUAGCCAUAAUAUCUUCAUUGAUAUCUUCAACUGCACAAUACUGACUUAAUUAACAGUGCAAUAAUUUGUUCUGCUUUAUUCUGGCAUUAAUACUGCAUUUAGUUAUUGUGUCCAUUUAAUUAUUCCUAUUUAUUUAUUUACUUGUCUUGCAAUUUUACACACAUAAUCAUAUAUUCCAUUUUUAAGCAUUGUUAUUUGCACUCUUGUUAUAUAUUGUACUCGUAUACAUAAUUAUAGCCUUCACCUUAAAGGAGGGUGCUUCACUCAGAUGUGCGCGUUACUACAGACGGAGUUCACUUCGUCAUGAGGUGGGAGGGUGGAGGAAUUGGAAUUUGACAGGAGGGACACGACCAAGAAAAAGACAGGACUCUGUAUCCCAGCAUGCAUCGCGGCAGCACUCUCGACUUGAUCAUCUCAAUGACGGUAAGAGGGGAGGCCUGUUUGCAUCUAACGCUAUAGCCACAUUGAAAACUUCACCAUUGUGCACAUAGGCUAUAUUGUGGUACGUUCGUGUGCAUAUCAUGUAUUUGUUUACCGAUAUGUUUUGAUAUAUUGUCAGUAAAGCCAACACUAUUUAGUUGAGGUUGCCCCGUAGCUAGGUAACCAGCUGUCCAUCCCAGGCAAGCUGCUCCAAGACCAGCCUCCCGGUGUCCCGGUGUCCCGGGGGCUCGAAAGCUCAGAUGUUAGACUUGAUAGUUUGUGGUUUGAGGAGGUCGGGUGGCUAACAUUGCUAUACCGUUGAGAACCGUGAGGAGUCGGUUGGAUACCGUUGCUCCGUGAUUUAGUAAGCUACCGUUAGAAUAUAACAUUUUUAAAUUAACUAACUGCUAACUGACUGUUAACUUUGAACUGUGCAGACAUGCCCUCCUCUGCUAGCAUAACUAAGUUAGCGAGCCUGAAACGGUAACUAUAUAGCUGACUGAAUGUUGACAAGCUAAGUUAUAUAACAGUGAUGGUUUGCUAGCAUCUUCAAUUAUCAGCUCAGUUUGUGUCUGUCAUCUGUCGGAUGUUUAUCAUCAUGUCCUGCAAUCGGCUUUAAGUUAUUCUUAUCGAUGCACUGAAGCAAUGAGUGAUGUUGUAAGCGAAGCGAACGUUGUCUUGUGUUCAUGUAAGAUUAGACUCUCGGGUGGCUUUUGAUGUCUACACAGAUUACUGAAGCUCAAACUGAUAUAAUUUAGAAAAUUGCACGAGUUAGUGUUUCAUGCUGCUUUAACCUCACACCAGAAUGUGAAAAAUGAAAUAUGGCAUCAUUCUAUAAAGUUUAGGGGUUCUUUCAUUAAGUCUCAGCCAGUCACUGUUGCCAAUGAAUAUAAAAGUUAAUAAAAAUCCUCUCAUCGCUCUGUUUCUGGCCUUAUCCAGUGUUACAAUGGAGCCAUCGGGAAGUGCUACAAUAUCUUCAUCGAGCAACCACUCCCACUCAACAGGUGAUGGCUGUCCAUGGGAGGUCAGCGACAAAGCUAGACUACGCCGCUUCCUCUGUUAUGGCUCGGAGGGAGACGUAUACACCGCUAGAGAAGAGGGUCGUGUCAGCACGGAGAGCAGGAGGGCCGAGGUGCUGGAGGAGAUAAAAAGGUUCUCUCAGGAUGGGCGAGCCGUCAGACUCGACCCCUCUGUUUUUGCCUUGACUUUGUGCUCCCAGCACCCGGAGCUGAAGACCAGACAGGCAGCGUUCAAAGCCCUGAAGGAAGUUUGUCGGGACCCUGCCAGCCUGUUUUCUUUCAUCCAGAAAAAGAAGGAAUUGAAAGAGGGCAUGAAGUGUGGUAUUUGGGGACGAGCCCCGAGGAAAGCCGUGUCUGACUGGUACAAUGAGCAAGAUGCCAUGAGUCUGGCUGCGACUGUGACCAAAUGUAACCAGAGAGAGGGAUGGUCACAUCAGGAUCUAUUUAGGCUUUCUCACACUAAACCGGCUAAUGAAGCAAUUGCCUUGAUCAGCAAAUAUGUCACAAAAGGAUGGAAAGAAGUCCAGCUUACUUACUCUGACAAAGAGAACUCAGAAGAGGUGGUCAAAGUGCUUUCGUAUCUUGAAGUGGUGGAAAAGGUCAAGCACAGUUGUGAUGAAACGGAGGUCAUCAAUUUAAUAGAGGAGCACAAACUGGAGAGGGAACAGCUGCUGACAGACCACCUGAAGUCCAAACAGGUAUGGAGAGCUCUGUUGAAGGAAAUGCCUCUCCAAUCAGUGCUGAAGAUCUUGGGUAAGAUGACGUCAAACAAAAUUCUUGAACCAGGAAGUUCAGAAACGCAAGCCGUAUGUGAAAGAAUACAGAGCGAGACGGCACUAACGAAGGCAAAGAUCCACCAUUUCAACCUACUCUUGUCUUCUGAAAACUACAAAAGACGCCAAGGCUAUCUGGGUAAAAAACCAGACAGCAGCAUCCUCAAAGCAAUGGACUCUGCCUUUUACAAGAGUUUUAUGAAUGUGGAGCCUGUGGGUAAACGCUUCGUAGUGGCAGUAGACGUAAGUGCGUCGCUGAGCAGCAUUGUCCCAGGGACGUCGGUCAGCACUGUUGUUGCCGCUGCAGCUAUUACCAUGGUUUUCGCAAGGACAGAAGCAGACUAUCAUGUGCUGGCCUACUCUGAAGGGGCUUUGGUUCCCUGCUCUGUCUCUGCUGACAUGACUCCACAAGUAGCAUUUGAACUGGUUAAGAUCCCGGGUGGGAGCACAGACUGCACCCUUCCCAUCACGUGGGCCACAGAGAAUGGGAAAGCUGUAGAUGUGUUCAUCAUUCUGACCAACAACCCAUUGUGGAUGUUCACUGCCAGCCCAGUGGAGUCUCUAAAGAAGCAUAGACAAAAAUCAGGAGCCAGUUUCAAGUUGGUGAUGUGUGGGCUGACUUCCAUCGGCCAUGCCAUUGCAGACACGCAGGACAGGGGUUUGAUGAGCAUCUGUGGCUUCGAUCUUGGAGCUUUGAGUGUCAUUCGUAACCUAGCCCUUGAUCUGAUCUGAUUACGUAUGUGAUCUGUCUCCUAAUCGUGUCAUUGGAGCACAAAAGGAAGGCACACGGUGUACCAGCGUGGCUCACUUAGCAUUAGAGUGCCCUAAAACAGCACUAACCCAAAUAAUGUUUGACGUUGACAUUUACAAUUCCAAUUUCCCUUUUUGUAUCGUGUAACUUACGAGUCAAUUGACAAAGUUUCCAGCUGGCUGGACAACACUGGAAAUGUUAUGUGUGUAUAUUUUAUCCUGAAAUUUGAAAAGGAAGUGAUGAGAUAUUUAAGUUUAGGUGCAAACAGCACCGUAUGUUGAGUGCUUUGAUGAUUCUUGGUGAGACACUUAUCCAUUGAACAGUAACGUCCACUCAUGUAUAGCAAGAUGUUGGCAGAUUUAAUAAGAGGAACAAUGUAAGAGUUGGAAUGUUUGAGGCUUAGUGCAACUGUAGGUUUAUUUUAUUUGAAUUUGCUGCUGUUUCUUAUCUAUGGUAGGAUUUUAGCAGGUUGGUAGAGGCAUUUUAAAUGUGAAAGCCUGUCCCUCAUUCCUAUGUAGCAUUAGUAUAAAGGAUGAACAAAUAUACUGUAAAACAGAGGAGUUGAAACAAAGUCAAAUCACUGCAAUGUAUUCGUUUGACAUUUCAAAAAAUAAUUAGAUUAAUUUGCUCAGAAAAUAUUUUUAAUAGUAAUAUUCAUGUCUAGAAAUCCAUUUACACAACUCUUGUCUUUAGCCUUGGUACAGUUUUUGGUUGUAUUUACAUUUUAUUUUCGACUUUAUUUUAAAACUGAGUUGUCUGUUCUGCCCUUGUCGAAUGUAUCCUAUAAAAGAAUAUCCUUGGUGCUCUUAAAUGUGAUUGUACAAUUUGGAAAGGGACUAUUUAAAUGUUCCUUUGUGAGACAACAAUGCCAAUGUUUGGGUCUUUAAGUCCAUUUACUGUAAUUUUGAGAAAGAAUUCUGUGCAUCAACAUUUUGAUUUCACUGUAUUGUUCUCUCCAGAGACGACCAUGUUAUUUAACAACUGUUUACCGAGACUGAAUCCGCUAGCACAGUGAUAUUUCCCUCGUUUUUAUGUAAUAAUGUUCGUUAUGCAAAAACUAAGAGAUAACUGCUACCUUCCCGGGAAUAAAAUAAAAUGAAUGUACUUUUGUAAAACA
Anarrhichthys ocellatus (wolf-eel) is the source of this 5157-nucleotide messenger RNA. RefSeq names its product Ro60, Y RNA binding protein (gene ro60). Gene Ontology annotation, cellular component: ribonucleoprotein complex. Lineage: Eukaryota; Metazoa; Chordata; Actinopteri; Perciformes; Anarhichadidae. Gene Ontology annotation, molecular function: RNA binding. The record is from RefSeq and is a predicted model, not a curated record.